AUGGCCCGAAAACCGCGACAAGUCAACCUCGGUCCCCUACUAACGUUGCCCCUCAAGGCAGGUCGCCGCCUGCGUCUAGUGCGCGCAAUGUCUCUCUGCCGCCGGCUGCGGCCGCCGCCAGCGCUCUUGCGCGGCGCGGCCGCGCCGCCCGCUGGCAGCGGGCGCGGCUUCGGCGCUGUGGUGGCGCAGGAGCUGCCGCGCGCCGGCCCUCCGGGCUUCGCCGUGCCGUGGCUGCGGCCGCGGCCGCCGGCGCCUGCGCGCGUCGCCGCGGGCGGCCGGCGCGGCUUCUGCGCCGUGGCGGAGGCGCUGCUGCCCGCGGGCCUGCGGCGCUCCCCGCACGUGACGCUGCGCCUGCACAAGGCGGGCGAGCAGUUGGCGCCGUCGAAGGACGGCAAGAGGUCGGUCGGCGUCUCCGAUCGCGGCGCGGGGCUGGUGUACAGGGGCGGCGGCCGCCCGGCGUCCAGCGACGCCAUCGAGGGCAGGGAGGCGGCCGGGGAGUCGCUGGAGGGCGUGUGGGUCGUGAAGAUCCAGCCCCCCCUUGACGUCAGCAGCGAUUCCGCGGGCGGCAUCGGCAAGAUCACGCCGGCGACGCUGCUGCUGAACGACAGGAAGUGGAGGUUCAUGCGAUUCGUGAAGGAGGAGGACGACGGCCACUUCCCCCUGCUCCGGUGCGCCCUGUCCGAGCCGGGCCAGGUCGCCUACCUUUUCGCGGAGCAGGUGGAGGACAAGGGCCCAGUCCUUCGGGUCUUCACACAGGAGCGUCCCGCGCCGCAGCUCGUCGGCUGGUGA
Messenger RNA from Prorocentrum cordatum, 789 nucleotides. NCBI's taxonomy places the organism in Eukaryota, Dinophyceae, Prorocentrales, Prorocentraceae. The record is from the annotation of a GenBank genome assembly.